Messenger RNA from Symbiodinium sp. CCMP2456, 801 nucleotides. Lineage: Eukaryota; Dinophyceae; Suessiales; Symbiodiniaceae. The record is from the annotation of a GenBank genome assembly.
AUGGAUCCUGAAGAGUCAUCAGCAGAAGAAGAACAUGAUCCAGAGUCGAUCGCCGUGAUGACUCAGAAGGUCGUUAAGUAUGGAAAACAAGUGUGGGUGCCCACACAGAAGCAGGAGCAAGGAACGGUUUGGUUCCUCCUGCAGAAAUGGGAUCGGAGCUUGGUGCGGUUCGUUCAUGGGAAAGGGUUGGAUCUCCGGGCCAAGAAAAAAGAUGCCUCGGAUGUUCGUGUCUCUCUUGACAACAUCUAUUUUGAAAAAUUGCUCUCUGCUCGCCAGUCGGCCUUCAACGAGGCAGUCGCAGCGAGAUUGCAGGAGGAAAGCAGCGAGGAGAAUGUGGGAAAGAAGCAAAGCAAGAAUGCCAAGAAGAAACAGAAAGAGUUUAAGGCGACCGUGAAGCACCAGAUGUAUGCACCGCACAACGUGUUCAUAGAGCUGCCGUCCGAGAACGAUGGGACAAAGUUGACUUGUCGAUGCCUCUUUGAGGGAUUGGGCUCUCGAGGUGUUUGGCUUGAGUUGACCCAGGAUGUUCUCCAGCACGUGCGACAUGGGAUGAAGUCGUCAGAGAUCAAAGAAAGGAAGCGAGAGAACGACAACACAUGGGCCGCCCACGGUGCCACCAUGGGAUGGAGCAAAAAGAAAGGACAUACCCUCUACUUCAAGAACCCGGACACAGCAUCGGAGCCACCACAAACAGGCUGGCUGUGUCAAGACUGGGAGAACAAGUGGAUUGAGUCCACUCUUUUCUUGGAGCCCGUGGAGGAGGACGGCUUCAAAAGUCUAUGUGUGCAGCGACUUUUGUGA